AAUACAUUUAGUAGAUGUACUAAUAGUCUCUUGACUAUACAUAACUAUAAGAGCAUUGUACAUCUAUAAAGCAGUAUGUUGCCAUAAUGACAAUGAAAAAACAAAGUGGUUAUGAUUUAGCAGUAUAUGGUCUAAAAAAUGGUGGAUUUUAUACCAUUCAUAUAACGGCGCUAACAUGUAUAUCUGUAAGCUUCAUAACAGCUAUAGUGGUGAUAUUUAUUUCAUUUAAACACCAAAGAAUAACAACAUUUUUCACAUGGAUAAAGAGUGAACGGUUUGUUGUUUAUCUUGCAUUUUGUGAUGCCUUGUUUAAUAUCUGUCACUCGAUGGAUCAUCUGCAUGUAGUUGUCACGAAAAACCAUGUUUACCCUAAGGGUCUUUGCGUGUUUUAUGGAAUCAUGUUAGCUGAAUUUACUACGGCUCAGAAUCUUAUGGUGAAUGUAGUUGCCAUCAACGCUUUUAUUUUGAUUUACUUUCGUAAAAAUCUCGACUUUGGAAGCUGGGAUUGGAAGUUAUUGCUAUGGGUGUUUGGAACACCGUUUCUUGGCAGUAUGAUAGCUCUUGCAACUGGUACAAUGGGACCAAACGGAACUUUCUGCUAUUUUGAUGGCGUGAAUGGGGUUUAUGCGAAUUUGCUUUAUACUACAGUGCCUUUGAUCAUAAUCCUUCUGAUGAAUAUCAUCCUUUAUGUUCUAACAUGGUAUCGCAUCCGGAAGGAGGAACCAAGGUUUAAAGAUUUAUCUGGACAGAAUUCCAAUGCUGUUCGUUCGUCACACAGGGCAGCCAAAAAUAUGUCAUUGUUUGUGGCAGCUUUUUUUAUGCAAUGGUGGGCCACGGUCGUGUAUGGGGUGUGGCAGAUAUUUACAGAUGUUCCACAAGAAUUGAUUCAGUGUGUUACGACUUUCUCAAAUAUUGGAGGAAUUUUAAAUGGCAUUGUUUAUGUGAUCAUUAGAAGAAGGAACGGCAGUAUUUGCCAUUAAAGACUACUUGAAUAUUGAACGCUGUAGUCAACUGCUUACUAUGUUGCUGGAAUCAGAAACUCAAAGCAUUUUUUUUAUAUACCCACAUGCUUUGACUUUAUGCAUAUGUAGAAUUAGCCUCUAUCGCUUUGACCGAAUUGUUAUUUUGAAAAAUGCUAUCAAGAAAAAUGUCAUGGCUAGUUCAGAUAAGAAACAAAUAUAUUUCAACUUGCUUGUCGUCCUGGCACAAUGAAAAUACUUUUGAUUCAUUGUCCUUGCUUCACUCGCAAGGAAACAUUUUUGUAAUAUGCAUGUUUUUCCGUCUAGCAAUAGCAUCACAAAAUUUGGAAGUUGUUAGUCUCUUUUUCAUGCAUGGUAUUUGUUUACGCUUUCACCAGUAACUAUAUUGUAACUGCAAUUUAUUUAUGCAAGUUUUAUCUUCUGAACAGGUUUAAAAAUUGACUGUUUGAAUAAUACUAGUUGAUAGAGUGGUGCUUCAAUAUGUUUGCAGCAUCCACUUGCACCAGUUAUGCAACUACAUUUUGACUUCAGAAUAUCUGCAGAUAAUUGACACAAAUGUACAUCAACCGUGUAUCUAAUCUUUUUAAAAAAUUGUCUAUAGGGCCGUUCACUCGCAAUGUUUACCCGGGUAAAUGUGAUUGGUUGGAACUUACGUCAUAGUGGUAUUGCCCGCUACCAUAGCAACCGUGUUUUAAGUUUAAAUGUGGCAGCAUUAAAAGUAAAGAAACACGGCAAAAAGUAAAUCAAACGCGAAGCAGAAGUGAAACUUACUUUUAUCUUUUAAAGCAUUCUAUGUUGUAGCUACAAUAAAAAUCUGUAAUGUUUACACGAUAUUCGAUUUAAAAAAACAUAUUUUUAGUACGAAAUGUACGUUCCAUAUUGAAAUAGUUUCUAUAAAGACAUCC
Messenger RNA from Hydractinia symbiolongicarpus, 1885 nucleotides. RefSeq lists its product as uncharacterized. The record is from RefSeq and is a predicted model, not a curated record. Gene Ontology annotation, biological process: adenylate cyclase-activating G protein-coupled receptor signaling pathway. The transcript is spliced from 2 exons. Gene Ontology annotation, cellular component: plasma membrane. Gene Ontology annotation, molecular function: G protein-coupled receptor activity. The coding region runs from base 87 to 980 and encodes 297 amino acids. Lineage: Eukaryota; Metazoa; Cnidaria; Hydrozoa; Anthoathecata; Hydractiniidae.